Molecule: messenger RNA, 2351 nt
Organism: Penicillium brasilianum
Lineage: Eukaryota; Fungi; Ascomycota; Eurotiomycetes; Eurotiales; Aspergillaceae
Source: the annotation of a GenBank genome assembly
CGAGUACGAAGUACUCAUAAGAGAACAACGUCAACGCCAGCGUGUUUGCGGGUGUCACUUCUCCAUUCAGCAGGAUUCAGGAUAAUAUCUCCUGCAGUGUCUUGCUCAAUUAGCCUGAACACAAUUUGAUUUCUAAGAGAACUAUAUACGACGGAAUCUUGUCCGCGGUCACUCGUACAUCCUUGAGUCAACAGAAAGUACAUGAGCCAUAUCUCUUCUUCCCCAAGGGCAGUAACUGGUCUCAAAUUCUUCCACAUUCCAUCCAGUCUAUAUCAUUUCCAGAAACCUGUCAGCGUCAUGCCAAUGACGCAAAAACUUCAUCCUGAGGCAAAGUCUGCAGCUGUACCUUCGCCCUGUCCAGCGGUGAUGGCUUCGCGCGAGAGUUCCGUUCCCACCCCUCCAGCCCAAGAAGUGGCUGUGGAAUUUCCAAGUGAAUUUCCAAGUGACUUUGCUGGACCAUCUCCUGCCCCGAGAGCCGGUCAAACUGUUUUUGAGCGGAUUCCAUCAGCCAAAGUCACCCAGUCUCGCCGAGUGCUGGUCACUACCUUGCUCAUUCUAGCGAACCUUGUACAAAUGACAGUCAAUUUUGCCGGUAUCGCUGGAGGUAGAACUUUAACUAAGUCAAUGGGCGUCAAGCCGGCCAACGCUUCCUGGGUUGGGGCAAGCUAUGGGUUGACACAGGGAACCUUUGUUCUGAUCAGCGGUCGGCUCGGAGACGUCUACGGAUACAGGGAGUUGGUCCUUGCUGGAGGAGCAUGGCUUGCCAUCACAACUCUGGCAAGUGCCUUUUGUGGGAAGGCAUUCUUUGCUUUUCUCGCCAUGAGAGCUCUCGGUGGCCUCGGAGGAGCCUUGAUCAUGCCAAAUGCUGUCGCUAUGAUUUCGAGCACUAAUCCUCCGGGCCGAGUACGGAAUCUCAGUCUGGGGCUUUUUGCAGCAUCAGCCCCGAUGGGUGGUUAUUUCGGAGCACUUUUUCUCGGCGCUUUCAUGGAGAACACAGACUGGAAGUGGUUUUUUGUGUUCACAUCCAGUCUCGGUAUCGUUGUCUCAUUCGCAAUUUGGCUUUUGAGUAUGAGGGAAACACCCGUUGAUCAGCACGGAAUAAUCGACUAUGUUGGUUCUGCUCUUGGUACAACCUCAUUGAUACUUUUCAAUUUUGUCUGGAAUCAAGCCCCGAGCGUUGGCUGGCAAACACCCUAUGAGAUCGCUCUCUUAAUAAUAUCCAUCGUGCUCUUCGGAGCAUUUCUCGUCUGGGAAAAACGGUAUACCUCCCACCCCAUCAUGCCACUUGAGAUUUUCAAGGCACCUUCCUUCCUUACCGUGCUCUUAGUGGUUCUGCUCAACUACAUGGCGGUCGGGACUUUGAUUUGGUACCAGGUCCUCUGGUUGCAAGAAGUAUGGAAGUGGUCUGCUCUGCAAUUUGCCGUUGGCUGGACGCCUUUUGUGAUCUGCGCCACGGCAGCCGCAUGUCUGGCGGCAUGGUUGGUUCCUCGAUUGGCAGCGCAAUGGAUCCUAGCCAUCGGUACUUGCACGAUCCUCAUAUCCAAUGCCCUGAUGGCGACUGUACCGGUCAGUCAAAGCUACUGGGCUCAGGUAUUCCCCUCCGUUGUCCUGUUUGCCUUUUGUCCGGAUUUUGUGUAUACUGCUGGACAGAUCAUUGCCAGUAACUCGGUGCGCCGCCAUCAACAGGGCAUUGCUGGAUCCAUCAUCGGCACUCUCAACCUGUAUGGCAACAGCCUGGGUUUGGGAUUUGCCUCUACUAUUGAGGUUCAAAGUGCUAAGCGAUCAGGAAGCCAGAUCGUUGGAUAUCGAUCAGCACUCUAUUUUGGCGUUGCAAUUAGCGUCAUUGCUCUCAUUCUGGACGUGGGAUUUGUCCGACUGGUCAAGGAUAAUCGCGAAGGUUGGGGUGAGGAAGAUCGCUUGCGCAUAGAGGAGAUCGAGCUAGCUCAAUAUGCAGAGGCGAGUGGUGCUAAUCCCCAUGCAGGAGCUGAGAGGCCGUAGAUAAGAUGUCAAAGGCCCUGAUGUUGAGUGAUCCCCAAUAUGGAGACAAUGGCGGUACGAUUCCACUCAAGCGGGAUAUUUACUGUGGAUAUUCGCGGUCACUUGUAUUCACAAGGGUGUAACCUCAAUUUGGUAUACGCGCCUGGUUUCUGGGGGUCAGGCAUCGGAGUAUUGAAGGGGAUCAGCGAAUUGAUCAAGACAGUGUCUUGUGGCUCGCCAUUAUGACUUACGGUGAAUUGCUGCCUGAUAAUAAUGAGGUUUCAAUAUGAUGGUCAAUUUGGAGCAAUAAUAGCAGAUAUUACAUUGCUCUCGCUACUUCAAGAUCAAUCAGAUUUACAAUGAUCGGGUCCCUC